AUGUUUGUGAGAGCGGUGAGCCCACAGUCAUACUCCACUCCCAGCUGGCACAUCGAGCCCAAGUAUUCCACUCGCGUGCUCACUGGGAACUGGGUGGAAGAGAGAAGGAAGUUCACCAGAGCCACUGAGAAAACACCCCAGUGCAUUUACAGAAAAGAGUACAUUCCCUUUCCAGACCACAGGCCGGACCUGAUCUCCAGGUGGUACGGGAAGAGAAGAGUGGAGGGGCUCCCGUACAAACAUCUGAUCACCCACCACCAGGAGCCAUCACACCGCUGUCUUAUCAGCACCUACGAUGACCAUUACAACCGGCAUAACUACAAUCCUGGCCUGCCCCUGCAUCGUACCUGGAGUGGACAUAAGUUGCUGUGGCUACCAGAGAAGGCAGACUUCCCCCUUCUUGCUCCCCCUACAAACUAUGGACUCUAUGAGCAGCUGAAGCGGAGGUGGAGCAGAUCCGAGGCCGGCCCCGGAGAGAGCAUCUAUACUUCGUCUUACCCCAGACCACCCGUGUCUGCCAUGUCCUGGCGGGAGCACGCGAUCCCGGUCCCUCCCCCUCGCUUGCACCCUCUCCCAAGCUUCUGA
Trichechus manatus latirostris (Florida manatee) is the source of this 585-nucleotide messenger RNA. It is a transcript of the gene CFAP107, whose product is annotated as cilia and flagella associated protein 107. The record is from RefSeq and is a predicted model, not a curated record. NCBI's taxonomy places the organism in Eukaryota, Metazoa, Chordata, Mammalia, Sirenia, Trichechidae. The transcript has 4 exons. The coding region runs from base 1 to 585 and encodes 194 amino acids.